This is a messenger RNA of Clarias gariepinus (North African catfish), 827 nucleotides long. RefSeq names its product microseminoprotein, prostate associated 2 (gene msmp2). The record is from RefSeq and is a predicted model, not a curated record. The transcript has 4 exons. The coding region runs from base 152 to 556 and encodes 134 amino acids. Lineage: Eukaryota; Metazoa; Chordata; Actinopteri; Siluriformes; Clariidae.
CUGGGGGUCACAGCUUAAACCCAUUACAGCUUAGUCAGCUGCUCAUGAAAAAAAGUGACAGAAGAAGACAGGACAGAGCAAGAGACAGACAGACUUUGUGAAGAAAAAUACAGUUUAAGAGAAGCAAAUUACUUCAGACUAAACAUUUAAGAUGGGUGCCAAUGAGGUUAUUGCAACAAGUGUGAUGUUUGUGGUUGUGUGUCUACUGAGUACAACUCCUCCAUCUCUAGCAGUCUACAGCAAUGGAGAAUGUACCUUCAACACUAAAGGGAGCUGUGAAUAUCAGGGUCAGGUCUUUGGUAUCGGUGACAGCUGGAUUACUAAUGACUGCUACCACUGUGUGUGCAUGGAACCCUUUGGAGUUGGUUGCUGUGAUCACAAUCCACAGCCAGUAGAUUAUCCAGACUGGUGCGAGGUCAUCAGAAAGCCUGAUUCGUGCGUCAGCGUGGUUGUGAUGAAGGCUAAUCACAAGUUUCCAUGUCUCUAUGGGAAAUGGGGGAAACAUCCAGACACUUGGAAAACUGAAAAUGACCCAAUAUUUAAAUUAAUUAUGUAAUAACCUAUUUUUUGUUGUGCAAUUAAUUUAAAUAAGGAAUUAGAUAUCAUAAAAUAAUAUGUGGUAAACAUCCUGUAAUAUACAGUAUAUACAUAUCUGGAGCAGAUACAGUAAUUCCAAGUAUCUUCACAUUAACUAAUUUCUACUAAAGAUCUCAUCCAAAGAUCUAUUAAGACUCAGAGUAUAUAAUUAGUACGCUUAAUUAAUUUGGUUGUUAGUUAUACUCACAUUACGCUUAUGAUUGUUUUGUUCAUAAUUCAUGUCUGUUCAU